Molecule: messenger RNA, 1363 nt
Organism: Tauraco erythrolophus (red-crested turaco)
Lineage: Eukaryota; Metazoa; Chordata; Aves; Musophagiformes; Musophagidae
Source: RefSeq, a predicted model, not a curated record
AGGUGCGCUUGGCGAUAGCCGAAAAGGCCCUGAAGUGCGAAGAGCACGAUGUGAACCUGCCGCUGAGCGAGCACAACGAACCGUGGUUCAUGCGCUUAAAUUCCUCUGGAGAAGUACCUGUCCUGAUCCAUGGGGAAAACAUCAUUUGCGAGGCGACGCAGAUUAUCGAUUAUCUUGAAGCAACGUUUGUAGAUGAGGAAGUACCAAGAUUAAUGCCAGAAGAAGGAAGCAUGUAUUAUCCAAGGGUGCAACACUAUAGAGAGCUUUUAGACUCCUUGCCUAUGGAUGCCUACACUCAUGGCUGCAUCCUGCACCCCGAGUUAACUGUGGACUCCAUGAUUCCAGCCUAUGCUACCAGCAGAAUUCGUAGCCAAAUAAGUAACACGGAAUCAGAGCUGAAGAAACUUGCGGAAGAAAAUCCAGACCUUCAGGAUGCCUAUAUAGCAAAACAGAAGCGCCUUAAAUCUAAACUGCUGGAUCAUGAUAAUAUAAAAUACCUAAAGAAAAUACUGGAUGAACUGGAAAAAGUUUUGGAUCAGGUUGAGACUGAAUUGCAGCGGCGAAAUGAGGAAACACCAGAAGAUGAAAAUCAGCCUUGGCUCUGUGGUGAUUUCUUCAGUCUGGCAGAUGUAUCACUUGCCGUCACAUUACAUCGCCUGAAGUUUCUGGGAUUAGCGAGAAGAAACUGGGGAAACGGAAAGCGGCCCAACUUGGAAGCCUAUUAUGAGCGUGUCCUGAAGAGAAAAGCCUUUUACAAAGUUUUAGGACACGUCAACAAUAUAUUGAUCUCGGCCGUUCUGCCAACGGCGUUCCGUGUGGCCAAGAAAAGGGCGCCCAGGGUUCUCGGCACCACCCUGCUGGUCAGCGUGCUGGCGGGAGUGGGUUAUCUUGCUUUCAUGUGUCUUCGGAAGAGGUUUGCCAACGUGAUGCUGUCCAUUAGAACCAGGCAAAAUUAUUUUUAGACCCGUCUGUCCCUGAUGGUGAGUGGAAGGCAUCAGGAAAAUAUCCCCAGUAAAACGUAAAAGUAGAAGAAGGGUUAUGUCUGUGACUUAGAACGUUGUCACACAGUAAUUGUCUCCUGCUGUUGUAUAAUUGGAUUGGUAAUGACGAGAUAUUUGUGGAAAAUACAUGUUGGGGGAACAACAACAGAAAGAAGAGACUUUCUUUUCAGAUAAGGACCUGUAAGAGCUGUGACAGUGCUUUGUUAAAGUGGUUAUUGUCUCCUUUACCCAGUAGCUGACCUCAUUAUAAUGCUUUUAUUUAAUAGAUAUGCAGCAAUGUGGCAGCUUUUCACUGUGGGUGAAAUGAGUUACUGUGCAGAAACCAGCAUGGUUGAAGUACUGAAAAUAACACUUACUUUAAA